AUGCAGUUCGUCGCCAACGGCAACGUCCUCCUCGGCCUCGUCCUCGCCGCCACUUCGGUGCUGAUCGUCUCGCACGCUUCCCCGCCGCCACGCUUCCACUACAUCAACCCUCACAACUUCACCGCGGCGGCGGCGGCGUCGGUGUCGGCGUCGGGAUCUUCUUCCACUGCGUCGGCGUCCUCCUCUGCUGCUCGCCGUAGCCGCAACCCUUCGCUCUCCUUGCUGCACCGCGACGCCGUCUCCGGCGCCACGUACCCGUCGCGCCGGCACGAGGUGCUCGGCCUCGUCGCGCGCGGCAAUGCCCGCGUCGAGUACCUGGUGAAGCGGCUGGCCUCGACGUACCUCCCAGAGGAUCUGGGCUCGGACGUGGUGUCUGGCCUCGGCGAGGGCAGCGGCGAGUACUUCGUGCGAGUCGGCGUCGGCUCGCCGCCCACGGAUCAGUACCUCGUCGUGGACUCCGGCAGCGACGUCAUCUGGGUGCAGUGCCGGCCGUGCGACCAGUGCUACGCGCAGACCGACCCGCUCUUCGACCCGGCCACCUCGUCGUCCUUCUCCGGCGUGGCCUGCGGCUCCGCCAUCUGCCGGAUGCUGCCGCGGACCGGGUGCGACGACGCGGAGAAGUGCGACUACGAGGUGUCGUACGGGGACGGGUCGUACACCAAGGGCGAGCUCGCGCUCGAGACGCUCACGUUCGGCGGCACGGCGGUGCAGGGCGUCGCCAUCGGCUGCGGCCACCGCAACAGCGGUCUCUUCGUCGGAGCGGCCGGGUUGCUCGGCCUCGGCUGGGGCCCCAUGUCGAUCGUCGCGCAGCUCGCCGGCGCGGCAGGUGGCGCGUUCAGCUACUGCCUGGCGAGCCGCGGCACCGGGUCCGGCGCCGGCGCCGGCUCGCUCGUCCUCGGCCGCAACGAGGCCGUCCCGACGGGCGCGGUGUGGGUGCCGCUCGUGCGCAACAACAAGGCGUCGAGCUUCUACUACGUCGCCCUGGCCGGGAUCGGCGUCGGCGGCGAGCGGCUGCCGCUGCAGGACGGCCUGUUCCAGCUCACCGAGGACGGCGACGGCGGCGUCGUGAUGGACACCGGCACGGCCGUGACACGCCUCCCCCAGGAGGCCUACUCCGCGCUGCGCGACGCGUUCGCCGGCGCCAUGGGUGACCUCCCGCGCGCAGCGGCGGUGUCGCUGCUCGACACGUGCUACGACCUGAGCGGGUACACGAGCGUGCGCGUGCCGACCGUAUCGUUCUACUUCGACCAGGGCGCCGUGCUGACACUGCCGGCGAGGAACCUGCUGGUGGAGGUCGGCGGCGGCGUCUACUGCCUGGCGUUCGCGCCGUCGUCGUCGGGGCUCUCCAUCCUGGGCAACAUACAGCAGGAAGGGAUCCAGAUCACCGUCGACUCCGCAAACGGCUUCAUUGGCUUCGGACCCAAUACAUGCUAAAAGCAUAUACUAUGUAGUAUACGA
This is a messenger RNA of Oryza brachyantha (malo sina), 1458 nucleotides long. Its product is annotated as protein ASPARTIC PROTEASE IN GUARD CELL 2-like. Lineage: Eukaryota; Viridiplantae; Streptophyta; Magnoliopsida; Poales; Poaceae. Gene Ontology annotation, molecular function: aspartic-type endopeptidase activity. The coding region runs from base 1 to 1434 and encodes 477 amino acids. The transcript has a single exon. The record is from RefSeq and is a predicted model, not a curated record. Gene Ontology annotation, biological process: proteolysis.